Phlebotomus argentipes is the source of this 1216-nucleotide messenger RNA. Its product is annotated as acyl-CoA Delta-9 desaturase-like. Bases 1 to 1176 code for a protein of 391 amino acids. Gene Ontology annotation, cellular component: endoplasmic reticulum membrane. Lineage: Eukaryota; Metazoa; Arthropoda; Insecta; Diptera; Psychodidae. The record is from RefSeq and is a predicted model, not a curated record. Gene Ontology annotation, biological process: unsaturated fatty acid biosynthetic process. Gene Ontology annotation, molecular function: stearoyl-CoA 9-desaturase activity; iron ion binding. The transcript is spliced from 2 exons.
AUGCCGCCGCAGCCGAACCAGUUCGAAAAUGCCCAGACACCAGCGUCGGAGUCUGCUGACACGCCUCUUGGACGGAAUGAAGUUCCAAAGCUUGGUGGCGUUGCACCAGUUACUCAGGAUAUUGGCACAGAUUUCACUUACAAGCGGGAAAUUGUAUGGGAGAAUGCGAUCGCGUACUUGAUGUUCCACAUCGCCGGCGUGAUUGGAUUCUUCCUGGCCGUCACGCUGAGCGCCAAUCCGCUCACGUCGCUCUUCAGCAUAGCCGUGCUGAUGAUCGGCGGCGUGGGACUCACGAUGGGCGCGCACAGGUACUUCACUCACCGCUCCUUCAAGGCGAACCUCAUCACAAGGCGCAUCCUGCUGGUGCUCUUCGUGAUCAACGGCCAGAACUCACUGUGGGAGUGGGCCAGAGACCAUCGCCAGCACCACAAGUACUCCGACACCGACGCCGAUCCGCACAACGCCAGCCGCGGCUUCUUCUUCUCACACGUCGGCUGGCUGCUGUCCAGGAAGCACCCGAAGGUGCUGCAGUUCGGCCGCGGCAUCGACAUGUCCGACCUGGAGGCGGACUCGUGGGUCAUGUUCCAGAAGCGCUUCUUCCUGCCCAUCUACGGCCUCGUGGCCAUUUUCAUCCCGUGCGUCAUUCCUGUGCUGCUAUGGCACGAGCACCCCAUCAAGUCCCUGCUCGUGUGUUACUUCAUGCGCACCACCCUCGGCCUGAACUUCACGUGGUUCGUGAACAGCCUGGCGCACAUCUACGGCGUGCGUCCGUACGACAAGCACAUCCUGCCCACGCAGAACCAGUUCGUCAGCAUGGUGGGCAUGGGCGAGGGCUGGCACAACUACCAUCACGCCUUCCCCUGGGACUACAGGACGUCCGAGUUCGGGCAGUCGCACAACUUGACGGCCAGCGUGAUCGACUUCUGCGCCUCCAAAGGCUGGGUGUAUGACCUCAAGACGCCUAGCACGGAAUCCGUGAAGAAGCGCGUGCAGCGCACGGGCGACAACUCGCACAAGAAGUUCGGCGACCUGGACAAGUUCGCCGGCGUGAAGUGCUGGGGCAACAUCUGGCGGAAUCCCGGCAAUCCCACGUACACCAGCAAGAGCACUCCAGAUCCCAUCAAGAUCACCCGCGAGGGAUACAUUCUGUACGAGGCAGACAAGAAGUCAGAGUGAGCGUCACUAGCCAAAAUCUCAUGUAGAAAAAUGUAUUCGG